Molecule: messenger RNA, 900 nt
Organism: Symbiodinium natans
Lineage: Eukaryota; Dinophyceae; Suessiales; Symbiodiniaceae
Source: the annotation of a GenBank genome assembly
AUGCCGACAGCUCCUCUGAUAUCAAGAGAGGUAGCACAGGGGAACGUGCGCGUACCUCAGCGGGCCAUUUUGCGUGCGCCCAUGGCGCGUCGAACUCGCUCGGCCAUGCUGAGCUGGACAUCUGCGUGUUUCCUAGCUUUGUUUGCUGCAACUGCUUUCGUGACUGGAGGCUGGAAGCUUCAAGCCAAAAGAUGCCCAUCCAGAUUGGCUGCUGGGGCAUCUGCCAGUCCAGCAGUUAAGCUUUACCAGUUCGAGAGUUGCCCGUUCUGCAGCAAGGUCCGUGCCUACUGCGACUACAACGGUGUCAAGCUCAACAAGAUCGAGGUCAACCCCGUGACGAAGGCCCAGAUCGAUGGCGUGGCGGGCGACUACAAAAAAGUGCCCAUUGCCGACAUCGACGGCGAGAUUGUGACCGGCUCGGCGGACAUCAUCCGCAAGAUCGGCUCGGCCAUCGGCAACAGCGAGAGCGAAGCCGACGCGGAGUGGGGGCAGUGGGUAGACUCGACGCUUGUGAAGACCUUGCCCCCCAACAUCUAUCGCACCCCCGAGGAGUCCUUGCAGAUUGCCGGCAAGGUGGGCGACAAUUUUGAUUUUGUCUCGGGCACUGUUGCCAAGUAUUUCGGCGGGGCUGCCAUGUUCUUCGUGGCCAAGAGCUUGGCCAAGAAGGCUGGCAUCAGCAAAGGCAAGGAAAGGGAAGCCCUGUACGACGCAUGUGCGAAGUGGGAAGGCGCCUUAGGUGAGAAGCCUUACUUGUCCGGGGACAAACCGGGAAUGGCUGACCUAGAAGUGUUUGGUGUUCUUUCAAGUGUAGAAGGCACAGAUACGCAUAGAGACAUGCUGGCAAACACAGGCAUUUCAUCGUGGUACGGCCGCAUGAAGAAAGCCUGCGGCCGAGACUAG